Molecule: messenger RNA, 315 nt
Organism: Paramuricea clavata
Lineage: Eukaryota; Metazoa; Cnidaria; Anthozoa; Malacalcyonacea; Plexauridae
Source: the annotation of a GenBank genome assembly
AUGGCACCUACCUUUAACAGAGACCUUGAACUGACAAAGCGUGGAGGAACAUCAAUGUGUAAACUAUCAGGAAAUGAUUAUAUAAUAACCACAACUAAAUAUGAUAAGUAUAGCAAGAAUAGAUCCGUACUAACAACACAUUACACGGGAAAUGGGAAAUGUGAGCCCAGAAGCAAGACGACUAAAUUAAGUGGCAAUCGUACGUUUGAAUGCAGACCAAUAAAGCACAGCUUAGCUGAAAAGAAAGGGAUUCCAGGGUCGGACUGGGAAACUAAGGAUAUUACUGUUGGUUGUGAAGUUUUCAUCCUCGAGUAG